AGUGCGCCGCAGCUUAUAAGCCCAUCUGCUGUCGCUCCUUUCGCUCUGACCGUCCCUGCUGUCCUGUGUGCCGCUGACUCAAACUGCGAGCCCCUGAUCUACCGCAACCGUGAAGAUGGCGACCCGGGUCGUAAUAUUUUUCAAGACCAUGCAAGCGGGUCGAUGCCCGACAGACGAGCUGUCGCUGACUAACUGUGCCGUGGUGAGUGAGAAGGAUCUGCAGUCAGGACAACAUGUGAGUGUGAAGACCACACCCAACCACAAGUAUGUGUUUACAGUCAAGACCCACCACACUGUGUCUGCAGGAAGCAUCGCCUUCAGCCUGCCACAGAGGAAAUGGGCCGGUCUCUCCAUAGGUCAGGAGGUGACUGAGGAAGAAAAUGAACUUCCACUGGUGGUAAAGGAUAUUGAGGCCAUGGAUGCCAGCAUCCUCAAAGGAGAACCAGCGUCUGGAAAGAAACAGCAAAAGAUCGACGUCGGUCUGAUGGUGGGCAACAGCCAGGUGAUCUUUGAGAAGGCUGAGAAUUCAUCCCUCACACUAGUCGGCAAGGCAAAGACCAAGGAGGCACGACAGACAAUCAUCAACCCAGACUGGAACUUUGAAAAGAUGGGAAUUGGUGGUCUGGACAAGGAAUUCUCAGACAUUUUCCGCAGAGCCUUUGCCUCCCGAGUCUUUCCCCCUGACAUUGUGGAGCAGAUGGGCUGCAAGCACGUGAAGGGCAUCUUGCUGUUUGGACCACCAGGAUGUGGCAAAACGCUGAUGGCCAGGCAGAUUGGCAAGAUGCUCAACGCCCGCGAGCCGAAGGUCGUCAACGGCCCAGAGAUCCUGAACAAGUACGUGGGAGAGUCUGAGGCUAACAUCCGCAAACUGUUCGCCGAGGCUGAGGAGGAGCAGAAGAGGCUGGGCGCUAACAGUGGCCUUCACAUCAUUAUCUUUGAUGAGCUGGACGCCAUCUGCAAGCAGAGAGGAACGGGCGCCAGCAGCACAGGCGUGCACGACACUGUCGUCAACCAGCUUCUGUCCAAGAUUGACGGCGUGGAGCAGCUUAACAACAUCUUGGUCAUUGGUAUGACCAACAGGCCUGACUUGAUAGAUGACGCCCUGAUGAGACCCGGCAGGUUUGAGGUGAAAAUGGAAAUCGGUCUUCCUGAUGAAAAGGGACGCGUCCAGAUCCUAAACAUCCACACCAACAAGAUGCGAAGCUUCAACCUUCUCGCUUCCGACGUCAACGUCAAGGAACUGGCAGCGGAAACUAAGAACUACAGCGGUGCAGAGCUGGAGGGUCUGGUCAGGGCUGCGCAGUCAACCGCCAUGAACCGGCACAUCAAGGCUACCUCUACAGUUGAGGUGGACAUGGAAAGGGCAGAGAAGCUGCAGGUCACCAGAGAUGACUUCAUGGGAUCCCUCAACAAUGACAUCAAACCAGCAUUUGGUACCAACCAGGAGGACUACUCCAGCUACAUCAUGAAUGGCAUCAUCAAAUGGGGCGACCCAGUCACUCAUGUUCUGGAUGAUGGAGAGCUGCUGGUACAGCAGACCAAGAACAGUGAUCGCACACCACUUGUUGCUGUUUUACUGGAGGGCCCACCCCACAGUGGAAAGACAGCCCUGGCAGCUAAGAUUGCCGAGGACUCACAGUUCCCCUUCAUUAAGAUUUGCUCUCCAGACAAGAUGAUUGGACACUCAGAGAUCUCCAAGUGCCAGGCAAUCAAAAAGGUCUUUGAUGAUGCUUAUAAGUCUCAGCUGAGCUGUGUUGUGGUGGAUGACAUUGAGCGUUUGCUGGACUAUGUGCCCAUCGGUCCACGUUUCUCAAAUCUGGUCCUUCAAGCUCUGCUGGUGCUACUCAAGAAAGCUCCACCCAAGGGCCGGAAGCUGCUCAUCAUCGGCACCACGAGCAGGAAGGACGUCCUACAGGAGAUGGAGAUGUUAGAUGCUUUUAGCACCACCAUCCAUAUCCCCAACAUCUCUACUGGGGACCAGCUAAUCGAUGCCUUAGAGCUACUGGGAAGCUUCACAGACAAAGAGCGGGCCAGCAUCGCACAUCAACUCAAAGGAAAGCGGGUCUGGAUAGGCAUUAAGAAACUCCUCGUGCUCAUCGAGAUGUCAAUGCAGAUGGAUCCAGAUUACAGAGUGACCAAAUUCUUGUCUCUGCUUAGAGACGAGGGGGCGUGAGUACAACUGCUCUGCAACAAUUUCAUUAACUUUCAUUACCUACCAUCAUCUCUCAUCAGCCUAAACCUUCUUAUUUUUAUCAUUAUCUCCUUUCCUUUCAUAUGUUUACCCCUUUUUUUAAAAAUAGAGUAUCAGGAUGUUGGUAGCAUCACUGAAAGAGUACACUUAACACAUCUCAUUUAGCCAAGAACACAAUUUUUUUAAAAAGGUUGUAUUCCCAGAUAUAACAGAUAUAGUAGAUGCUCCUAUUGUGCCAGUAGCACAAAAAGGCUAACAAUCAGCUACUCCGUUUUCAACACUUACUAACACUAAUGGCUUUAUUCUGCAAUCACCAGGUUGAAUGAAGGUGACCAAAUCCGAAUAUAAGCUGUUGGUCGCUCUCGCUGUGUACUGGUAAGGUGAACAACAAAGUGAUGAAACUAGAAUAUGAAGCUGUAGCUUGCUAAUAAGGUAUUAGCAUUUUUACAUAGAAAUGGUAAUUAAUGGCCAAAUAUUACAACAUUCACAUUAGCAUAUAUAGUUUAUUUUUAGCUAAAAUUGGCUAUAUUAAGGUUGUUGUAAAACCAAAAAAAGCAUAUAGACA
Molecule: messenger RNA, 2756 nt
Organism: Neolamprologus brichardi
Lineage: Eukaryota; Metazoa; Chordata; Actinopteri; Cichliformes; Cichlidae
Source: RefSeq, a predicted model, not a curated record